Messenger RNA from Amphiprion ocellaris (clown anemonefish), 4606 nucleotides. RefSeq names its product PML-like exon 9.2 (gene plex9.2). The record is from RefSeq and is a predicted model, not a curated record. Lineage: Eukaryota; Metazoa; Chordata; Actinopteri; Pomacentridae. Gene Ontology annotation, biological process: DNA catabolic process. Bases 3489 to 4151 code for a protein of 220 amino acids. Gene Ontology annotation, molecular function: 3'-5'-DNA exonuclease activity; nucleic acid binding. The transcript is spliced from 2 exons. Gene Ontology annotation, cellular component: cytoplasm.
AAGGAAUAAUAGGUCUUAUACAGUCUGGUUCCUUGAUUAAAUGAGCUGCAGACAACCAGGGAACCUGCAACAUAAAACAAAACACAACAACUUUGGAAGUCCGUCUCCUCUGGGGCCACAGUCUAUGACCUUAUUUUUGUAACUGCUUGUGGCGUCUCCCCUCAGAGCCUCGUGGUCGGUAAUGUUGUUAGUUUAGUGCGGUAAUCGGCUGUGCUGAAUACUGAUGUGCAUCUCCUCUUGUUCACCAGUAGGAUGAAGAUCCUCCAGUCUUUACUUAGAGAUGUUCGUGCCUUUAUUUCCUGGGUUGCUACUUGUACUAUCUUUGUAACCUAUGACUACUGCAAGAAAGCUCUUUGCACAACAAAACCAACUUCAUCCUCUGCCUGAUUAGCCUAUAUGUUAUGUCUACAGAUGUUAUGACCCAACCGCUAGGGUCAGCUGGGUGUAACAAAAACAACCAGUUGUCGUUGGUUUAAGUAAAGGAAUUUAUUGCUCAGUGGCAAAUUUAAAAUAAAAGUGAUCAAACAAAGAAAAACAAGAUGGCGGAUGUUGCUAAAUCAAAGAAAAACAUAAAACCAAAGGCUAACAGUUUUAAUCUAGCUAAACAAAAGCUAAACAGCUAAACUCCUUAGACAAACCUAAUCACAACAGCAACACCCACCAGAAACAACAGAAACUACUAGUGACUAGUGGACAGAAUUAACUAAAUGAAACUGGUGCCUCUAAACACACACAUUUCCAACGAAACAGCACACAAAACACCACCCCUCAGUGGCUACAGGACACACACACGUAGCUUCUCACCUACUUAGUCCGCUGUUAGCAGGGGUUGCAGUCUUCACCAAGACUUGAGAACCUCUCACCGAAUUAGCAGCUGCUAACAGAAGCUUGACUUCUGGGUAGCCACCUCUCAGUGGCCGAGGGGUCCGUUUCACAAAGCAGGUUCACCAAACUGAGUGUAACCCUGAACUCUGAGUUGAUCUACUCUGAGAAAGGAAACUGAGUUUCCGGUUCCAGAACAGCUGAUUUGAGUUGGUUUUAUCAACUCGGAGUAGUUUCACCCGGAGUUAAGCAACACAACUAUAAAAAGACAGUAUCAAUGGAGCCAUGAUUCGACGAGUCACCAUGGUAACGGGGAAGCGCAGGGCUGCGUUUUUCACCCCACUUGAAUUGGAAAUAUUAAUGUGCUCAUAUGGCGAGUUUGAACACGUUUUUAGAAAGAAGUGCAACACCACUGCAGCUGCAAAAGAGAGGGAGAAGGCGUGGGAGAACAUUGCUGCCUGGGUCAAUGCAUAAGUUUAAAUGUAGUCCUUUGCAAUCACAAUAAUAUUACAGGGGAAAACUGUUUGAAUGGUAGCCUAUUAAGUCAUUGCAUUUAGGUGCAAUCCCACGGGGUAGAAGCGCAUGUGGCAGCAGCUUAAGAUGAAAUAUAAGAACACUCCCUGGGAAAUCCUAAAAGAAAUUAAAAUGACUAAUCCCAGUCUGAGGUUGCAGCACAAUGUCAAUAACAGAAUAUGAUUUAAAAUUAAUUUGACAGAUCUCUACAUCAUUCACCUGCAAUCCUGUGGAACUCCUCCUUGAUGAUUCUGACAGGUUUAUGUUCAGGGAAAACCACAAAGAUGGUAAAAGCCGUUUCAGGGCCAGACACACUUUUCUGAGCGCUCUGCAUACAGUGGCCUUACUGAGGUGCUCUGCAUCUCUGACAUUAUACAAAAAACUUCCAUUUGCAAAGAACCGCAGCGCAACACACAAUAUCUGAUGGGCUGUGAGAGCAUGACUGUGGUUGGUAAUGUUGCAAAUGUAAGGACGGAUUAGGUUGUGUAUGUAGAUUAUGGACUGUGACGUGAAACGGUACCGCUCUAAAAGAUAAUUGUACAGGAAUGCAAGAACAUCUAUGUGUGGUCUGAUAAAUCUCAGCUGUUCUGGAACCGGAAACUCAGAGUUUCUUAUCUCAGAGUAGAUCAACUCAGAGUUCAGGGUUACACUCAGAGUUUGUUGAACCUGCUUUGUGAAACGGACCCCAGGUCUUCAGCUCCAGACUCAUUAGCUGAGAUGACUGGCAGCUGGGGUUCUGGAGAGGCGCUUAAGUAUUGAUUGGAGACAUGUUCAUGCAUAUGUUCUCAUAUAAUGCAAAAUGUGUGCAGUCCACUCUAAGAAGCAAUUUAAUAAUUCCAAUUUGGUUUACAUCAUCUCCAAGCCUCUUUUUUAAAAAAAUAUAUGCACAUUUUAAUUACCUAUUAGGACCGAGAAAAGCAUUUUCCUAAAAAACUUGAAAAACAUGAAAAAGUCUAAUUCAUUUUGUGUGUUGCUACAGUCAUUCAAGCUGUCUGCAAGAUCCAAUGCUGUUCAAAGUUUUAAAAAGUUAGAGUACCUGCAGGACGGCUAGUCGCUCCACGUUCAGCAGUCAGCAGAUGGCAUUUUGUCAAAGUUAUUAGCCCCCUCAUGAAAUUUUUUUUUUCCAAAAAAUCCUCAAGUGCUGUUAAACACAUCAAGGAAUUUUUAACACAGCUUUUCCAAACAUCCUAGUUUUAUUUUGGAUGCUUACAUUAUUUUACUUUGCACACAUAAACAAAAUUGUUUAACAAAAACAAAAAACUACCAGGGUCAAAAUUAUUAGCCCCCUUGAUGCUAAUGGUCAAUUGUGUUUUUGCUGGAUAACAGCUUGCAGCCGUUUGUUGUAGUUUAUAGCAAGUCUCUGACAUCUCCUGAGGAAUCCCAACACAUUUUUCUUUGGCAAAUUUCUCAAGCUCCUCCAGAUUUGAUGGUCUUCUGCCAUGGACCUGGUCUUCAGUUGACCUCACAGAUUGUCAAUGGGAUUCAAGUCAAGGCUUUGUACAGUCCAGUCAAGAACCUUCACUUUGGUCUUCUGGAGCUCAUUCUUCACCACGAGCAAAGUAUGUUUUGUCAUGUUGGAAGACAACGCAAUGACCCAGACCCUCAAAAUCUUCAUACAGUGAAUUAAAGGUUUUCGGAUACCCCAUACAGUUGUGAAAUAUUAGCACUGAUAGUAUCUAUCUAUCUAUCUAUCUAUCUAUCUAUCUAUCUAUCUAUCUAUCUAUCUAUCUAUCUAUCUAUCUAUCUAUCUAUCUAUCCAUCCAUCCAUCCAUCUAUCCAUCCAUCCAUCCAUCCAUCCAUCUAUCCAUCCAUCCAUCCAGCCAUCCAACAUACGCAAAUCAUGAAUGUGUCUUGAAUGACACUAAAUAGGGAUCUCCUAUCCCUGAGCACACUCGAUCCCGCCAAGUGAUUCGAUGAUGACGAACCAUACAGUCUAUGUGACAAACCGAACCAAUCAGGUGAUUCGUUGCUCCAACGUACGUCAAACGUCACGAGUCAUGUGACCAAAACACGCCUCGGCACAGUAGUUCAAUAUAUUUGCUUCUGCUGUCCAAAGCUCUGGAGGCUGCGGUCCUUCAGCAGCUACACGCUUCUGUUUUGUUUAUUUAGCCAAACAUUAGUGUCACAUUUAAAAGGUUUUCGAUCGAGACGUGAUGCAGACAGCAGAGUCUGAAGGCGCUCAACAGUCGCUGGUUUUCUUUGACCUGGAGACGACUGGACUGGAUCAGCAGUGUGAGAUCGUCCAGCUGGCUGCGGUCAGCGGCCUCCACUCUCUGAACCUCUACAUCCGCCCCCGGGGUCCGAUGCAGCCAGGAGCUGCCAGAGUGACCGGCUUCAGGGUCCGAGAACAGAGGCUGUACCUGCACCACCGGCCCGUCCUCACCAACUCUCUCCGAGAGGUGCUGGUCGCCUUCAUAGCCUUCCUCCAGAUGCUCGGACGUCCUCUGCUCAUCGGACACAACAUCCGUCGCUUUGACUGUCCUCUGCUGGCCCGGUGCCUCGACCAGCUGCAGCUCAGAGUGAAGUUCGAGGCUUCGGUCUCUGGCUGUGUGGACACUCUGCCGCUGACUCGGGAGCUGCUGAAGGACCGCGGCCUCCGGAGCUUUGGACAGGAGAACCUGGUCAGGGAGCUGCUGGGAGUGAACUACAAGGCCCAUGAUGCUUUGGAGGACGUGCGGGCAUUACAGACACUGUAUGGUGUUCUUCAGCCCCAGCCAGAGGUGAUCCGUAGGCAUAAGUUCACUCUGGACACCAUGAGCAGCAAACUAGCAGUGACAGCUGCCAAAGUAUCCUGCAGGAACCCUGGACCGCAGUGAAGGUCACACAGGACGCUGAUACACUUUUACCCAACUAUUAUUAUAUAACUGACACUUUUGGACAAAUAUUGUAGACAGGCACAAAAUAAACAGUGGACUAUACACUGCAUCUCACACUGUGUGCAGGGAAGGAGACAUUUAUGGUACUUUUCUCCAGAACAAACUGAGACUAAGCUUCAGUCUAGCAGUACUGUCACUGUUGGAUCACAUGACUGAGUGUGCUCACAAACAGUGCAGCACAUCUGGAAGUCACUACUUACUAACUACUAUGCAGGGGUUCUUUCACAGUGUGAUUUCUCUGCACUCGCAUCGUUUCUCUACUUCAGUUUCAUUGCACAUGAUGAUUAAAGAUGUCAGAAUCCAUUGCAGCUGAUCAUUUCUGGCUCUGGAAUUGUCAGAUGUUGAAAUCCACCAUUGCUUUUCUUUGUCAGUACCAAAUAAACAGUCACACUGUC